Messenger RNA from Perca flavescens (yellow perch), 6185 nucleotides. Its product is annotated as A disintegrin and metalloproteinase with thrombospondin motifs 15-like. Lineage: Eukaryota; Metazoa; Chordata; Actinopteri; Perciformes; Percidae. The record is from RefSeq and is a predicted model, not a curated record. Gene Ontology annotation, biological process: proteolysis; extracellular matrix organization. Gene Ontology annotation, molecular function: metalloendopeptidase activity; zinc ion binding.
CAUCACAAACCGAGACGCAUGACCAAUGAGCUCUCUCUUGCGAACGUACCCAGAUUUCAGUUAACAGUGAUAAUUGGUGUAUAUGCACGACUUUAAAGCUCAGCAGCUCAGAUAAGUUGGUGACCAGAGUGGAAACGGUGCAAGAUGGGCAAACAAGCUGGAAGGCAGUGCGGGUGCUUAGUUUUCUGAGGACAAAAGCGGCGCUCCGUGCCAUUGCGCACAACUUCUUUAUUGCAUGCAAACGCACCAAAGCCGAAUUACUGAGUAGAAUUUCCUGAGCAGGAGCAAAUAUGGCUAUGCUUAGUUCUUUGAUUAUUUUCACAAAGUUUCUACUUUAUUUGAAACUAACAUAUUGCAUGGAGAUAGAUUUCUGCAUACCUGUCCGUGUGGAUCAUCAAAAGCAUGAAAAGCAUCUUCACCGGCGCGCGGAGCAGAUGACUGAAAGACUGAUAGUUUUUAGACUAAGUGCAUUCAAACAGGAACUUUACCUCCACCUUACGCCGGAUUCCAGUUUUCUUGAACCGGGCAGCUUGACGCCUGAAAGCGGCUCCUCAGCAUCCAACGCCUCUGCAACAGCUGACUUACGGGAAUGCUUCUACUCCGGGGAUGUCAACGCCGAACCGGACUCCUACGCCGCGCUCAGUCUGUGUAAAGGUCUCCAUGGGAGUUUUUCCUAUAACGGCAUGGAGUAUUUCAUCAGCCAGACCAGAACUGAAGACGCAGCAGCUGCGUCUGGAAAUGGAAACUCUUUCGACAGGACGCAUGUCAUCCGCCGCCGGAGACGCGCUACGCACUCAGGCGGCAACUUCACCAGCAGGUGUGGAGUUGCACCUGACACCAACUUCAACAUUUCCCUGGAGAAAUACAAGCACAUCAGUGAACUGGCGAUUGAUGGCUUUACUGAAACUGUGUUGAAAAUUGGGAGGUCCAAGAGGUUUGCCUCCAUCCCCAGGUUUGUGGAGGUGCUGGUGGUGGCAGAUGAAUCUAUGGCUACAUUUCACGGGGAUGACCUAAAGCAUUACCUCCUGACCCUGAUGUCAGUAGCAGCCAGGCUUUACAAGCACCCCAGCAUUCUCAACUCCAUAAACAUAGUGGUGGUGGGUUUCAUGGUCAUAAAUGAAGCUGACAAGGGACCCAAGGUUUCCAGUAAUGCAGCCCUGACUCUGCGCAACUUCUGCUCCUGGCAGAAGAAGUUGAAUAAACACAGCGACAAGCACCCAGAAUACUGGGAUACUGCCAUACUGUUCACCAAACAGGAUCUUUGCGGGGCCACAACCUGUGAUACACUGGGUAUGGCUGACGUUGGAACCAUGUGUGACCCGAAGAGGAGCUGCUCUGUCAUUGAAGAUGAUGGCUUGCCCUCUGCUUUCACAGCUGCCCACGAACUUGGCCACGUCUUCAACAUGCCCCACGACAAUGUGAAGGCGUGUGAGGAGGUAUUUGGGAAACUAAAGGACAACCACAUGAUGUCUCCCACACUGAUUCAGAUCGACAGGAGCAGGCCCUGGUCUGUGUGCAGCGCAGCCAUCAUUACUGAGUUCCUGGACAGAGGUCAUGGAGACUGUCUGUUGGACCAACCUCAAAGGCAGCUGUCUCUCUCAGACAACCUGCCUGGUUCCAGCUACAGCCUGCACCGCCAGUGUGAGCUUGCUUUCGGCCCCGGCUCCAAGCCCUGCCCGUACAUGCAGCCCUGCUCCAAGCUGUGGUGCACCGGGAAGGCCCGCGGCCAGUUGGUCUGUCAAACCCGACACUUCCCCUGGGCGGACGGCACCAACUGUGGCAACAGCAAGGUCUGCUACCGAGGAGCCUGCACUGAUAAGAACAACACCAUGCACAUCAAGGUGGAUGGCCGGUGGGGGAAGUGGGGAGCAUUUGGAGACUGUUCCCGAAGUUGUGAUGGAGGAGUUCAGCUGGCAAAGAGGGAGUGUGACAACCCUCUUCCUGAGAAUGGAGGCAAAUACUGCUAUGGCCUUCGCAUCAAAUAUCGCUCCUGUAACUUCAACCCUUGUCCUGAAACAGGUAAGAGUUUCCGUGAGGAGCAGUGCGAGGCGUUUAAUGGCUUAAACCUGAACACCAACAGACUAGGUUCCUCUGUGGUUUGGGUUCCUAAAUAUUCGGGCAUCUCUCCCAAAGACAAAUGCAAGCUUAUCUGCCGCGCCAACGGGACUGGGUACUUCUAUGUCCUCGCUCCCAAGGUUGUGGAUGGGACGCCCUGCUCUCCUGACACCUCAGCUGUAUGUGUUCAAGGAAAAUGCAUCAAGGCAGGCUGCGAUGGCAAGCUGGACUCUAACAGGAAGUUUGACAAGUGUGGUGUGUGUGGCGGCGACAACCAGGGCUGCAAGAAGGUCUCAGGAUUGUUCACCAAACCUAUUCAUGGCUACAACUUUGUGGUGAUGCUGCCUGUUGGAGCUUCCAACAUUGACGUCCGUCAGCGUGGCUACCGAGGAAUGGUCAGCGAUGAAAACUACUUAGCAGUGAAGAAUCGGCAUGGCAAGUACCUGCUGAACGGCAACUACGUGGUGUCAGCCGUGGAGCGCGACUUGCUAGUGAAGGGCAGCUUACUGCGCUACAGCGGCACCUCCACAUCCGUGGAGAUUCUUCAGGCCACCAGACCCCUGCAGGAACCUCUGACUGUGGAGGUGCUCUCGGUAGGGAAGAUGACUCCUCCCAGGGUGCGCUACUCCUUUUACAUCGCCAAGGAGAGCAAAGAGCAGAAGACUCUGCGGAAAGAGGAGAAAAGCCACACCGCGCAUAAUAGUGUCUUGGCGGACAGUAAUAGGGUAGAAGCUAAGACGCCGAUGAUGGGUAAGAGGCCGGUCAGUCAUUGGGUGACAGGAAGUUGGGAUUCGUGCACAGUGACUUGUGGGAAUGGUCUGAUGAAGAGGCUGGUGCAGUGCCAGAGCAUGGAGGGGCAUCCUGCAGUGGACUGUGACAUUGCUGACAGGCCUGUAGCAGUGAGAGCAUGUGGUGAACCAUGUCCCAUGUGGGAUGUAGGGGCCUGGUCUCACUGCUCCAAGUCCUGUGGAAGGGGCUUUAAAAGGCGGCCAGUGCGCUGCAUGACCGAGAAUGGUCUAAAUCUACCCAGAGACCACUGCUCUGGAAGGAGGAAGCCUCAGGAACUGGACCUCUGUAAUCUGAAGGCAUGUUAAAGCAGAAGAGACACAACCAAAGGACUUAUUUUUGUCAGUCAAAGUGACAAUUUGCCCAAAUCAGCAUGAUAAUGAUUCCACGGCUGUGUUGGGUGGAAAUACUCUCAAACGCAGCCUGACUGUGUCUGAAGAGGCGUCUGCUACACUGAAGAAAGCCAAUGGAGACAGAGAGGGUCUGCCUCUAUUGUAUGAAAAGACAGAUAUCAGUUUAGAUAAAAGAAAAGAAUGAAAGCUGUCUUCUUGUAAACUGUCAAACCAUCUGCCUCAGUUUUGACUUGUGGUUAGUCUACCUCUACCAGGACAGAUGACACAAUGCCUGAACAUAUACAGAGAGUAACAGAGGAGAAAGAUGCAGAGACACACACAUCUGCACACAAACAUAAUUUCUUGGUAAAGUUACCUGCGUGGGAUGAAAUUGCAAAAGCAGAGAAAAGUCCAGACAGAGAGACAAAGCGUGGUGAGGUAUAACCUCAGCACUCACACUGUGCGUUAUCACAAGCAGAUAUCUUACCUGUGAAUUGACAUCGUUCUCUUUUCACUGAAGAACUAAUAAAAAUGUGAAAGACAGUACUGUAACAUUCAUGCACCAUUCAAGACCUGAUUGGUCCAUGCAGUUUCUGCAUCUUUUUUGUAAUUUGUCUUGAUUUAGUGCUGUGGCUGUUGUCUGAUGUAGAAUAAUCAAAGCCAGCAGCCAAUCACACUGCCAGUCAGAGUCAGAUCAUAGCUUUACAAGCUUUAUAUCCUAACAAAAUGAAAAACAGACAAUAUAUUACACACCUGAUACAAUCUUCAUGAAUUAGAUCAAUAUCAAAGAACUCCUGAAUUUUACCAAAAAAGUAAAAAUAUUUUUUAGAAGAGGAAAAUAAGUUUAGAGUUAAGAUGUUAGCAUAUUAUAUCCAGUGAAUGUAGGCUGUUUGUAUGGUGCAAUCAUAAUGCGUCUUUGUCCGUUUUGUGUAAACUAAACAGAGCAAUGCUCCUGUUUGUUCUGUUGCCAAAGAAUUAUAACCUUUCAAAAAGCCUUAGUACUUUGAGACACAUCUCUGAUGGAACUUCUUUUGUCUGCUACAACAUAUACACACUUUUUUUUUUCUUUGAGAAAAAACUAAAACCAAAAGGGACAAAUUAAUUAAUUAUUUUGGGUUUUAUGAUGGCGCCCUCCUAGUUUUGCAUUUAUUCAACGGAAUCCCCAUUUCGAUAGAGCCAAUUAAAUCUUGCAUAAAGCAUUAAUGUCAGUGUUCAAUCAUGGGCAUGGCAGAUGGUCACACUGAGCCAGACAGCAACCUGUUCCACAACACAAGAUAUUCAGACUCUGAUCAACAACUACAUUAGCUCCAGAGCACUGCUAACGUCAGUGUGUGCAGACUAGUUAGCUAAUUAUCUGCUCAGCACAUUAAACAGCAUGUGAACGCAAAAGCCACCCUGGUCCAGUUAAAUGCUGCUGUGCUCCUUACGGUUCAAUACCAGUAACAACACACUGUCUGCCCAUUACAUGAAGACUACAGCACUACAAGUUUUUUUACUUUGUCUCUCAUUCCUUAUGGUGUAGUCUCGCUUUGCCAGACCUUCCUUCACAGCGCUGCGGCUUACGGUGUAACACCGGCACUCUGGCAGCUUGCCAAAGCAAUGUGAGGAUGUCAUCUUGGGUUCUAGGAAAUUGUGAUGGACACUUCUUUUUUACUAUUUCCUAAGACUUUAUAGAUCAAACGAUUGAGGUUUGAAGUUUGCGCCUUCAUGAAAAAAGGAGGUUGUUGUCAGUUUUGAAGAAGGUAUUGAUCUAGAUUUCUCAAACUGUAGAUGUAGCAUAUACCACUUCUCUACUGUGUAUGUAUGUUCACUAGGUUAUAUGCCUUACUGUAAUUGAUUAGAUUAGCAAUAAUAAUAAUAAUAAUAAUAGUGGUUUAUUCAUAGAGUCCUUUUCUAGUAAAACGCAAAGUGCUUCCCAGUUAGAAAAAUAUAAGACAAUGACAGGACCUAAGCAGCAUUUAAACAGUAAAAAUCAGCAAACAAAAUAAUACAUAGCAGUAGUAGAAAAUACAAAAAGACUUAAACAUACAUACAAUCAAUGAAAUAAAACAUUCCUAAUUACAGACAUUGGCUAUGCAAAAGGCAUAAAGAAAGAAAAUGUAUUAGUGGUUUAAGACAAAGAAACAAGACAUAACAAUAAUCUAGGCAUUAAUAUUGUUAAAUGAAUACGCUGUUUUCAGGUAAUGCGGUUGCCCUCCUCAAAGCUCCAUGAAUACAAUGCAUGUUGGCUUGUGGCAUCGCCAAAACUUUCAGUCUUUGGUCCUGCUGCUGCAUAGCAGCUUCAUCACCUCUUGCCCUUAAUGACAUAUUGCAACAUGCCAGCCUAUCAUUAUACAUUAUACUGCCCGAAAUGUAUAUGGUUUGAUUAUUUGCUCAGGUGUUACACUCAUUCUCUUUAGUGAACUGUUUCAGAAAAAGGAUGUUCUUCUCUAUCCAUCCAUCCAUGGUGAAAUUAAAGGAACAAUCCUCCCUAAAACACAAUCAAACACCUAUUGUUGUAUAUCAUGGCAUUCCAGUUUGUUGUUUUGAAGGGACUGAUUUUAUUCCAUUGGAUAAAUGUUGCUGCAUUUUCAACACAGCUGAAAAUAUGCAUGCUCGCAGCUGUCUUAAAAAUACUUGGUAAAAGUCCAGUUUUGCUGUCACGCCCUAAGAUUUGAAGUGCAAGGGCGUCUGUCUGGACCAUUUGACAUGUUUACAAUGUUCAUUAAUAAAAAAGACAGAAAUGUACUAAAAGAAAAGAAUUCCAUCAUCUAUGCUAUUAUAACUUUCAACACUUCCAAUGUCAACACUCUUAAUGAAACAACAUGUGGAAUGCAUCAAAUAUCGCAGAAUAAUAGAUUUGGAUUUGGAUUUGAAGUUGGUCCUUUAAACUGAUUGACAAAAUGCCAACAGGUCCUUCAACAAAAAAAUGUAUUACACUCUUAAUUUCCAGUCGGAUUUGGUUCAGAGGACCUACCAUUCAAAAGAUGGCACUGUACAGUUAGUUUUUCUUUCUUUCACAUCAUGGUAAUG